AUGACAAUAAUAACAAUAGUAAUAAUAAUAAUAAUAAUAAUAAUUAUUAUUAUUAUCAUUAAUAGUAGUAGUAGUAGUAGUAGUAGUAGUAGUAGUAGUAGUAGUAGUAGUAGUAGUAGUAGUAGUAGUAGUAGUAGUAGUAGUAGUAGUAGUAGUAGUAGUAGUAGUAGUAGUAGUAGUAGUAGUAGUAGUAGUAGUAGUAGUAGUAGUAGUAGUAGUAGUAGUAGUAGUAGUAGUAGUAGUAGUAGUAGUAGUAGUAGUAGUAGUAGUAGUAGUAGUAGUAGUAGUAGUAGUAGUAGUAGUAGUAGUAGUAGUAGUAGUAGUAGUAGUAGUAGUAGUAGUAGUAGUAGUAGUAGUAGUAGUAGUAGUAGUAGUAGUAGUAGUAGUAGUAGUAGUAGUAGUAGUAGUAGUAGUAGUAGUAGUAGUAGUAGUAGUAGUAGUAGUAGUAGUAGUAGUAGUAGUAGUAGUAGUAGUAGUAGUAGUAGUAGUAGUAGUAGUAGUAGUAGUAGUAGUAGUAGUAGUAGUAGUAGUAGUAGUAGUAGUAGUAGUAGUAGUAGUAGUAGUAGUAGUAGUAGUAGUAGUAGUAGUAGUAGUAGUAGUAGUAGUAGUAGUAGUAGUAGUAGUAGUAGUAGUAGUAGUAGUAGUAGUAGUAGUAGUAGUAGUAGUAGUAGUAGUAGUAGUAGUAGUAGUAGUAGUAGUAGUAGUAGUAGUAGUAGUAGUAGUAGUAGUAGUAGUAGUAGUAGUAGUAGUAGUAGUAGUAGUAGUAGUAGUAGUAGUAGUAGUAGUAGUAGUAGUAGUAGUAGUAGUAGUAGUAGUAGUAGUAGUAGUAGUAGUAGUAGUAGUAGUAGUAGUAGUAGUAGUAGUAGUAGUAGUAGUAGUAGUAGUAGUAGUAGUAGUAGUAGUAGUAGUAGUAGUAGUAGUAGUAGUAGUAGUAGUAGUAGUAGUAGUAGUAGUAGUAGUAGUAGUAGUAGUAGUAGUAGUAGUAGUAGUAGUAGUAGUAGUAGUAGUAGUAGUAGUAGUAGUAGUAGUAGUAGUAGUAGUAGUAGUAGUAGUAGUAGUAGUAGUAGUAGUAGUAGUAGUAGUAGUAGUAUAGCCAUAUCAUCUAGUUUUCAGAGGGAUUUAUGA
Molecule: messenger RNA, 1125 nt
Organism: Schistosoma margrebowiei
Lineage: Eukaryota; Metazoa; Platyhelminthes; Trematoda; Strigeidida; Schistosomatidae
Source: the annotation of a GenBank genome assembly